Fibroporia radiculosa is the source of this 1881-nucleotide messenger RNA. RefSeq lists its product as uncharacterized. The transcript has 9 exons. Gene Ontology annotation, biological process: phospholipid biosynthetic process. Bases 1 to 1881 code for a protein of 626 amino acids. The record is from RefSeq and is a predicted model, not a curated record. Gene Ontology annotation, molecular function: glycerone-phosphate O-acyltransferase activity; glycerol-3-phosphate O-acyltransferase activity. Gene Ontology annotation, cellular component: endoplasmic reticulum membrane. Lineage: Eukaryota; Fungi; Basidiomycota; Agaricomycetes; Polyporales; Fibroporiaceae.
AUGGAGCUCAAGCUUGUAUAUCGUGGGUUGCGUUCAAUUUCUAACUGGGUUCUUGGGUUCUAUUCGGAGGUUUAUGUUGACGGCGGCGACAAUGUACCGGGUUCAGGACCGCUCAUAGUUGUAUCAUGCCAUCACAAUGAGAUCCUGGAUAUUGCGACGCUCGCGGUGACGAUUCCACACCGGCGGCCUCUGUGUUUCUGGGCAAAAUCGUCACUCUUCAAAAAUCCUCUAGCACGAGCAAUACUGCUCUCAUCCGGGAGCAUCCCCGUCCACCGCAACCCAAACAAAGACGCACCUGGCGUUGGCGAUGGCUCGGAUCCAGAUAGGUCCCAUGCAGCGAAACAGGCGCUCUUUCGCGAAACUUUCCGCGUUCUCGACGCGAGCGAGGUUGUUGGCGUCUUCCCAGAAGGCACGAGUUACACAGAGCCUCAGAUCGCCCAGGUAAAGGAGGGCGCGGCAUGGGCUGCGCUGGAGUACGCAAGAUGGCGUAGGGGGCCCGGCCAAGGCGCAAGAUCCGAGAGCGUGGGGGACGGUGAUAGUGCUGAUUCCCCACUGCUUGUCGUCCCAGUAGGGAUAGUGCACACCGACAAGUCGCAUUUCCAGAGUCGCGUCUGCGUAAGGUGGGGCACGCCCAUCGAUGUUACUGAAUACGCGGAGCGGUAUCUGCAAGACACAGGUGGCGUUGAUGCCCCACGAGAGGUGGUUAGAGACCUGACGAGCGAGAUCGAACGCUCCAUGGUAGCACUGACCAUCAACGCCCCUGAUUGGGAUACCUUGCAUGCUGCAAGAAUGGCUAGAGACAUUCUCUUCGGGGAUAGCCAGAAUAUUCCCAUACAAGAGUUCGCCGAGAUCACUCAGAUCCUCGUUGAUGCAUUCUCUGGGCAUUCUUCACCGCAGGCACUUGUGGACACAAAGCGCGCACUCCUCACGUACUACUCCUUCCUGCAUUAUGCUGCGAUAUCCCAUGAUUCUCUCUCGGCUUCCCUGCCCACUCUUUACCAUAAUGAGAUUCCAUCUCGCGUGCAGGCUACCGCAAAUGUAGCUCGACAGCUUUCUAUUGCCGUGUUCCACCCGCGGCUCUUGAUCUUCCUCCCGGCUCUCGUUCUCCACCUUCCUGCAUAUCUACUCGGGAAUCUCGGAAAGCGCCUCCUCGCGAACAGACACGAAGAAGAAACGCACGCUCAGUACAAGGCGAUCUUCGGCGGGCUUGGUGCUGGGGUCAUGUAUGCUCUCGUGGGCGGGAAAGUGGCUCAGACCCUCGCCUCGCCCACGCUUCUCGAUAGAUUGAAGCAGGCAGCCUUUGGCGGAAGAGGACUUGAGGCUGCGGUAAUGGACUUGCUCCAUCGAGGUGCCUCGUGGUUAUCCGGAAAGGGACCAUUGAAUCGGGUCGCAUACGGAGCGUUCCUUCUGGUUGUCGUGUACGGGACGGCGUGUUUCCUGGCGAAGUGGCAUAACACAAUGGUAGGAAGCAAUUACAGACAAUUGAAGCAUGUGUUCGCGUCCAUCAAGAUCCUACUUGGUGUAUUCUCUCAUCCAUCAUCUGACCUCCCUCCGGAGAAACUCGCGCACUACUCUGUCCCACCACGUCCACCAGUCAAUCCGUUCAUCAAACGCCGUUGUCCGGCUCGGACAUUGCCAUCUGAUGGUGCUCAAGAUCCUACCGUUCGCCCUCCACACGCCGACGACCCAGCAGAAGUCAACUCUAUUCCGGCUUCUCACAAAUUCAUUCGGCCUCUGUUUUCUGCGCGGUGCGAAGCAGUUUUGGCACUUCGAGAGUACCUAGGUGGUCUCAAUGAUCAUGAGAGAAAUAACGGCGAACCGCCUUCUGGGGUAGUGGAUUCGUUACUUCUACAACUCAAUAAGCGCGGUGCAUGCAUAUGA